CCUCGAGGCUCCCAUCUCGGCCGGAUUCCCUUGCGUGCGGCAUGCUCUCCGUCCGCCUGUCAUUAUGACACAUUUCGCAGUUCAUAAUUCGACUGGCAUUUACUUUGCCGAUGGAGCUCCCAACUUUGGCAGCAACACAUCCAACUUUGAUGGCUUUGAAGGCAAAGUAAAGAGCUUUGCCAUCGCAGACGAUGGCUCAAGAUUUGCUUGGAUUGCUGAUGGCCAAGUCCAUGUAGUGGAGGCUCCAAAAUGGGAAAAGAUUGGAUCCCUGAAGCACCCUCGUGCCCAGGAAGUUUGCUUCUCCCCAAUGGGCAGUUUCUUGGCUGUGUGGGACACCUAUGUCAAAAAUAAAGAUCAAAACCAAGCACAGCCUAACUUGAGCGUGUAUGACGUAGGUAAAAAGAAGUUGCUGCGAUCAUUUUUCCAGCAGAGCCAGAUCAGUUGGCAACCACAAUGGACAGCUGAUGAAGCAAUUAUGGCAAGGAAUAUUACGAGUGAAGUUCACUUCUUCAAGGCAAAUGACCUUUCUACAGUGGCUGAAAAGAAGGUUCUUGCAAAACUGAAGUCCUUUAGCUUGUCUCCUUCGAAGAACACUCACUAUGUUACAUUCUUUAUGCCAAGUGUACAAGGAGCUCCAGCUUUUGUGCAUUUAUACAGGUAUCCAGACUUUAAGGAAGCCUCAAAUGCUCUUGCCAACAAAAGCUUCUUUAAGGUAGACUCAAUUGACAACUUUUGGAACAAGCAGUGCACCGCAUGCUUAAUCUUAACUGGAGCAGAAAUGGACAAAACUGGCUCUUCGUAUUAUGGAGAGCACAUGCUGUUCUUCCUUAGCAUAAAGGGAGAUGCCACAAGAAUAACAUUUGCAAAGCCAGGAAACAUCCACUCUGUUGCUUGGUGUCCAAAUGGGCAGGAAUUCUUUGCUGUGUACGGGACCAUGCCCUCUAAGGCCACAUUAUUCAACCAAAAGUGUGAGGCUAUUGCAGAAUUCGGUACAGGGGCCAGGAACACUAUUCUUGUGAAUCCAUCUGGCAACAUUGCUAUGAUUGGUGGAUUUGGUAAUAUUGCAGCUAGGUUUGAGAUGUGGGACAUAGCAAACCAAAAGAAGCUAAGUGAAACUGAAUGUUCCGAUACAACACAUGUAAAGUGGGCCCCUUGUGGGCAGUAUCUGAUGACAGCAACUUGCUCUCCAAGGCUGAGAGUCAAUAAUGGAUACAAGAUAUGGCACUAUUCAGGAACAUUGCAGCAUGAGACAUUUGUAGAUGAACUCUAUGCUGUUAGUUUUCUACCCAAUGCCCAGCUAGCUAAGCCUUUCACUGUGUCGGGCAAACCUGUGAAGGGCAUUGAAUCCUCCAUAGCUACAGCAUCCAAGCAGAAGUACAUCCCACCAUCCCAGAGAGGUGCCAAAGGUGGCCCUGUUGGGGCACCAUCAACAGAGAAGAAAUUCCUGAGUCAGAUGGAGGAUCCAUUGAAGAUGGAAGAGCCUGCCCAGCUGUCCAAAUCGGCAAUGAAAAACAAGAAGAAGAGGGAGGCAGCUAAGAAGAAGCGUGAAGAGGAAGCGGAGAGCGGGGGAAAGGGGGGUAAGAACUGGAGGGAGCCGCAACCAGAAUCUCCCCCAGCCAGUGUUGCUGCCCCCGCCUCUGGACCUGGCGUUCAGGUUGAGCUGACUGGCGACCCCGAUAAGGAUAAAAAAAUCAAGAAUAUCAAAAAGAAACUUGAUGCCAUUGCCAAACUAAAGGCAGACCAAAAGAGCGGAAAGACGUUAGAGAUCAAUCAGCUAUCGAAAAUAGCCACAGAAGAUAAGCUCUUGAAGGAACUGGAAGAUCUUACCCUCUGAUCACCGCCUUGCAUUACAAAAUAAUUUCUUUAACUAUUGAUAUUAUAGGUUUCCAUGCAUGUGUGAAGAGUACUACUUUUGGUUUCCUUAUGUACAGUUUGCAAGGCAUAAAAGUUUAGAUCUUUCAAAAAGUCUUUAUUUCACUCUUUGUCAUUAUAUUAGAAAAUAAAGAUGGGUAUAUUGUAUUGCGGAGAAAUAAGUCAAUUCAAGAACAGUAAUUGAUGAUGUACCUAAGGAACAUUAUUAUUACAGAGAUAGUUGCCUGUUAUAACCAUAACUGUAACUUAUUAUUGUGAUAGGGCGCUAGGCAAGAACUUUGAACCACUGUUGCACAACUUUACAGCAGAGCUAUUAAGUUAGGAAAGCCAAGUUUUCUCUUCACUUCAAGCUAUUUCUCUCCAGCAGCUCUAGCUACUGUCUUCCAAACAGGCCACAUACCACUGAUAACAACACUGCAUGAGAGAAUAAUAGUUCUUGCUAUAUAGAGUUCAGAGGAUGUUAUCGUUGUGGCUCUGUAGAUGAUUGGGAAUCUGUCUUUUGCUUGGUCGUGGUAGGUGAGUAUGUUUUCUCUACUGAGUGUGGAAGAUAUAGAGUUUCCAUUUUGCUGCCUUUAGAGAGAGUGCAAAAAGUAUUUUCAAAAUUGAUUAUUGUGUCUAGAAUUAUGAAAAGAAAAAUCACUUGUUCUGACCACUGUGGAUGUUAUCUUAUAUAAGAAGGUUUGUUUAGAGAGGAUAUUUUGCAUCAAUACAUAGAGGGAAUAUGUAUAGAUUAAAGUAGUGCACUCAGAUUGUGGAUGUUGAUUUGUCACUUCAAGGAAAAUAAUAUGCUUUAUUUUUAUUUUUUGUUAUGUUUAAGGAAUUUUCGAAAUUAACUUGAAGAAGGAACUAAGUAUGGGUUUCAUGAAUAUGCUGUUGAAGUUAUACAUCUAAUUCAAGAAGGGAUAUUUUAGAAGGUGUUUCUACUUUAAAAACGAUAAGCAAGGUUAUAGGUAUAUGUUAAGGUACAGAUUGCAAAGUACAGAAACAUGCUGACUGGAGUGAGCCAUAGAUCUCAUGUCUGAUAAAAUAUCCUGAAUAGGUGUUUUCACAUUGUUUUACAUAUAACAUGUCCACUGUUUUAUUUUAUAUUGUAUAUUUUAUACAUUUGACAGUUGUUCUAACUUUGGAGAUUGUUGUCAAAUGAUGUAUAUAUUGUCAUUUAUACUCAAAUUUUCCAGUGUAUUUACAUUCUGAACUUGGUACUAAAUUAUUACCUUAUGUGAGAACUGUACCGUUUCUUAAAAUACAUGCAAAGUAGAAUGAA
Penaeus monodon (black tiger shrimp) is the source of this 3136-nucleotide messenger RNA. RefSeq names its product eukaryotic translation initiation factor 2A-like (gene eIF2A). Gene Ontology annotation, molecular function: translation initiation factor activity; tRNA binding; mRNA binding. NCBI's taxonomy places the organism in Eukaryota, Metazoa, Arthropoda, Malacostraca, Decapoda, Penaeidae. Gene Ontology annotation, cellular component: cytosolic small ribosomal subunit. Gene Ontology annotation, biological process: translational initiation. The record is from RefSeq and is a predicted model, not a curated record. The transcript is spliced from 13 exons. Bases 65 to 1834 code for a protein of 589 amino acids.